Molecule: messenger RNA, 1469 nt
Organism: Leguminivora glycinivorella
Lineage: Eukaryota; Metazoa; Arthropoda; Insecta; Lepidoptera; Tortricidae
Product: phenoloxidase-activating enzyme-like
Exons: 9
Coding region: 124-1410 (428 amino acids)
Biological process (GO): proteolysis
Molecular function (GO): serine-type endopeptidase activity
Source: RefSeq, a predicted model, not a curated record
ACGAAUUUAUGUAUACAAGUAUAAACUGGCUAUAGAUUAAAGUCUAGCAAUCAAUAUAUUGAUUUUUCUUUUCGUAGCGAUUAUUGCAAUAACAUAUACAGUGAGUUGUGUUGGAAAGUGGAAAUGACGAGAAUAUGGUUUACUGUUAUAACCUUGACUUAUUAUGUUGUGGACGGGCAUCCUCCGUGUUUGACCCCUGAUGGCAAGGGCGGAGAAUGCAAGAGUAUAAUAGAGUGCCCAAAGCUCAGGACCAUAGUGAACAAGCCAAAAAUGACUCCUUACGAGGCGGAAUUUCUCAAGAGAUCUGGCUGUGGAUUCGAAGACAGUUUACCUAAGGUUUGUUGCGCGACAACCAACACUUGCCUUACACCGGAGGGCAGCGAAGGCCAGUGCAUAAACGUGUUAGAGUGCAAGCACAUAGCGAAGAGACUGCAAUCUCCGACGGUCUCGGAUAAGGAUAAAGCUUAUGUUAAUAGUAUAAGAUGUCACAGCCCUACGGGUUUUUACGUGUGUUGCGGACAAGAGCCGGAACCAGGCGUUUGCGUGCCUUCUGCGGCACCUCCCAGCCCCGGCAGUGGGUGCUGUGGGGUUGAUGGCAGCGGCGGAAACAGGAUAACAGGAGGUAACGCCACGUCUCUCGACCAGUACCCAUGGUUAGCGAUCAUAGAAAACAAAAGAAGCGAUAUCACCCGUGUAGUUUGUGGCGGCGCGCUCAUCUCCGGACGAUAUGUGUUGACGGCCGGCCACUGUGUCAAGGGCUUGGCAUCUAACGCUGGCACGCCAGCAAACGUGCGCCUCGGCGAAUACGACAUAUCCCACGAAGGGGCGGACUGCGUGCCCGUUGAAGGGGGGGAUAGUAAGGAUGAGGACUGCACUGAAGAACCGGUGGUGAUACCAAUUGAACGGGUGAUACCGCAUCCUGACUUCGACCCGACUAAGCGGUUGAGGAGACACGACAUCGCUCUACUGAGAUUGUCGAGACUUGCGCCGUAUACAGAUUUCAUCAGGCCCAUCUGCCUCCCCACAAGCGAUUUGACUACAUACUUCCCGCCGUCUGGAAGGCUAUUCGCGGCCGGGUGGGGACCCAACAAUGAAACGCAUGAAACCAGUGCGGUCAAACUACACGUUGACUUGCCUUACAAGACCAUUGAGUCGUGUCAACCGGCUUACGACGUGCCAAAACGCCACGUCGCUUUGUGGGACCACCAGAUAUGCGCUGGAGGCGAAAAAGGCAAAGAUACGUGCAAAGGUGACUCAGGCGGUCCCCUAAUGUACUCCAUGGCGGAAGCAUUCGAGGUAGUGGGCGUGGUGAGUUUCGGGCCCACGCCAUGCGGGCUGGCCAACGUGCCCGGGGUCUAUACUAAGGUGUUCAACUACUUGCCGUGGAUCAGGAGCGUUAUACAACCCUGAUUUUAUAACGAUUUCUAGUGGCAAAAAAAAAAUUAAAGAGCUUUAUCUAAAAUAAGAAA